GUUUGCAUUGAAUUCUGAAACAAGUGACAGCUUCUCACUGUCUUUUCUGUUUCUGGUUCAGUUCCCACAUCUUCCUGGAGGGGAUACCUGCAAUCUCAGAGGAUUAAGGCCCAAAGUGCCUUAUUUUGGAACUGGAAAUACAAACGGAAUGCAAUAGACACUUGUGCUGUUUAAUAGGAGUCACCUUGGAAUUUAGGACUGGAGCACCACACCGAGUAGAUUCAGUAACUAAGCUCUAUUUUUAACAAAGAAACAGUUUUAACAAAACCACACAGUUAGGUAACCACCCAGGGACCAAGUUUGCAAGUAUAUACGACAUCAUGCAACCAUAGUCCCCUCCCCUUACCGGUUUACGGAAAGGAGGUCACUAUUUUGCCUUUAAGUUCCAAGAUCUGGUCUCAGUAUGGAGGAGGACAAUAAUAUUGAGUUUCACCAGAAGUUUCUCCUCAUUGAUGAAAAACUGGAGCGUAAAGACGUGGAGUCUCUUAAGUUUCUCUGUAGUGACUUGAUCUCACCUAAGAACCUUGAGGGUAUAGACACAGCUCACCAACUCUUUCAGAAGUUCAUGGAUGAAGAUUUGUUGAAUGAAGAUGAUUGUUUCCUAGUGGCAGAGCUCCUCUUCCUAAUUAAGCAACAUUAUCUACUACAACACAUUGGAUACACAAAGGAAAAAGUACAGAAAGAACUUUCUACCAAAGGGAAAAUUUCCUCAUACAGAGUUAUGCUUUACAACCUACAUGAGGAAGUCACUAAAGAAGAUUUUGAGUAUAUCAAAUUCCUCUUACAUAAGGAUAUACCAAAGUCAUUAGUGUCCUUUUUAAGUCUUUUGAGACAUAUGGAGAAAAAAGAAUUUUUAAGUGAGAAUAAUCUGGAUAUGCUGGAGAGAGUGUGUACGCCUUUGUCAGCAAAUCUUAUAAGACGAAUCAACCAAUACAAAGACGAGAAAAAGGAGAGAAAGUUAAGUGUUGCGUCAGGGGCCACUGAGAGCUUGUGGAAGAAAGCUGCUGAAGAGAACAAGGAGGGAGUACAGUAUACGAUGGGUCGUAGACACAGAGGUCUCUGCCUCAUUUUUGACAACUCUGAAUUUCAGACCAUGGACUUCAGGGAAGGAAGUUGUAAAGAUGUAGAUGAACUGACGAAUGUUUUUGAGUGGCUUGGAUUCAUAGUGAGAAUUCAUUGCAACACAACAAAAGAAGAAAUGGAAAAGAUUUUGAUCCUGUGUAGCACCGACCCAAAGCACGAAGACAGCGACUGCUUUGUGUGCUUCGUCCUCAGUCAUGGGGACUCUGGUUCUGUGUUCUCCUCGGAUGAAAAGAGCAUAGCCAUUCUUGACAUCACAUCCUACUUCAGGGCCCGCCCAUGCCCGGGCCUGAUAAACAAACCCAAGCUCUUUUUCUUCCAAGCCUGUCAAGGCGAGGAUAUGCAAGAAGCUGUGCCUCUUGACGCAGAUGCUAGGAGUGCCAGUGCCUCACUUCCUGUCCCCAAGAAUAUCCCUCAGAGGUGCAUUCCAAAGGAAGCAGAUUUCCUCCUUGGGAUGGCCACUGUUGAUGGCUGUUGUGCCAUUCGACAUAGAAUAAAAGGUUCCUGGUAUAUUCAAGCCCUCUGCCAUCAACUGAAAUGCUUGGUGCCAAGACGAGAAGACAUCUUAACCAUCCUAACAGUAGUCAAUGAUGUCGUGAGCCAACAGGCUGAUCCGAGUGGGAAAAUCAAACAGAUGCCCCAGCCUGCUUUUACCCUACGGAAAAAAGUUAUAUUCCCGGUGCCACCUGAUGCUCCUCCAGCAUCAGAAGAGAAUUUGUUUUCCCCUUAGAAUGAUACAGUCUCAAAGAAGGAAGUAACUCAGAGUUCAUCUGAAGAAAUCCAACCAAUGAGGAAUCUUCUUUAUAAUAUGAUGACAGAUGAUCACUGAACCUCUACUUGAAGUGAUUAUCAGAGCCUCAUUAAUUUUUGAUGUAUCUUAUUCUCUUUUUGAGAGUUCUGAUCGGCAAGAAGUUCUGUCUUGUAGUGAGCUGAAAAGCUUGCCUUCCUAUAUCCAGCACCUAGUGGCAUUAGUUCAUUUCUCUGGAGUGGCGUGAUAUAUCUAAUCCCCUUUCCAUAAGGGUACGAGAACAUUUCAAAUACUUGAGGAUGGCAGUCUUCUCUUUUCCAGUUCUACUACCUGAGAAAUCUGUGACAUUUAGCUGCUGUUGCACGUUCUCUCUUGGUGGAAAUAUAGUCUCAUGUUAUUAUUGAAAUCCUCUGAAUGGCUAGGGGUGCAUCAUUGGUUGAGAUGGGAAUAGUUCUGUUAUAUUGGAGUCAUAGUAUUAUAAAUAUUAUAGAGUACUAGCCUUGGAGUUAGCUGAGACCUAGAUUCUAGUGCAGUCUCUGACACUAGCUAUAUGGCCACAGGCUAGCCUUUUAACCUUUGUGAACCUUAGUCAUCACAUUUGUAAAAUGGAGAUAAUAUCACCUGCUUUACUGAAAGGACCAAAUGAGACAGAGAGGGACCUGAUAUGUACUGUCAUUGGUAUAAAGAACUCCCAGGUGAGGACAUUCCCUCCACCAGUGUGGACCAGCACCUUCUCCGUAACUUUCUGGAGCUGGCUAAGGCCCUGAAAUAUUGUCACUUGUUCAGGGAAAUGGUUAGAAAGACGCUAAGGGGCAUACAGUCUGGUAUGUGUCAGGGAAAGGAAUUUAACCCCAACCUUUCUGACUCUGAAGCUGACUCUCUAACCACUAUUCAACAUUGGUUCUUGUAAAGUGUAGAACUUAGAACAAUUAAUAAGUGUUGGCUACUAUUAUUAUAUUAAGCUUAUAUGAAAAGCUGGAUGUUUCUAAAUUCUACUAUAUUAGUGAGGCUGGAGUAAAAGCACUUGGUUGGGGGGUGCUCCUCAGCUGGUAACUGCUGGACUUCUGAGAAUUCUGCCUUUUAACUAGAAAAGAUAUAAGGAAGUGCUUUCUAAAACUUAGUAUAACCCAAAAUAGAAAAGAUCACCUCACAAAGUAGUGAGUUUCCAGUUCCUCCAAAGAGUCUUAGUAAGCAACAACAGCAUUCCUUCUGACUCAUUUGGAAAACAAUCCUCCUAAUCUGUUCCUCCUCGCUGCCAAUUUCUGGACUGUUUCUUUGGAAAAGGAGCCGCCCACAGCUCUGAGCCUUGAUGUCCUCAGUCGAUUUCCAGCAGUGUAUAAUUAAUAUUCACUUUAACAAAAAAUAUUGGGACUUGGAUUUUUACAUUUUUACAUUUUGCAUUUACAUAUGAAAUGAAGACUUUGAUGACAACAGAGAAGCAUGGGAAGACAUACCAUCUGAUUCAAGGUGAAUUGAGCAGAACUAGGAAAACAAUGUACAAAGUGACUGCAACGACGUAGAUAGAAAGAACAAUAACAAAACCAUUGAGAAUGUGUUCUGCAAAAUUAUAAUGGCCACCCUUGGCACUAAAGCAAAGAUAUCAGAGGCCACCUCCCCUCUCUGAUAGGCCAGGCCUGACUCAGGACAGUCCUCUGGUAAUUUAGGUUUGAUAUCGGGAUGAAAUGAAGCACUUUUAGGACAUAAAAAGAGGUUUACUUAAAGGAUACUCAACAGGAGACAGCAUAUGGAUCUGGAAUGGCCCUACUUGUUUAUCAGACUCCAUAUGGGUAGGUCUCUUUUAUCCCUUUAUGUUGAAAUCUCAGGGACCAUUUCGAUACCUUUUAAGGAAAAACUAGUCUAACUUACAUUGGGUGAGAUCCUAGGAAAAGCAAGCCUAACAUGACCUGGGAACUAUUAGGUAAUAUUGCUCCUACCGUACCCUACUUCUUUGUAGAGGUGGGAGACUAUGGGUGGGAUACUGCAACUGUCAACAUUUUCAACAUGUUGGUUAGUUUUGCUAAAACGUUUUUUUCUUCUUUUUUAUAUUUUGCUACAAAGGAUGGUUCUCUGGGAAGAGUAGGAUAGAAGGAAAUUUGGGGAAACGUAGGUGGUAUAAAAAUAAAAAUUAUCGAUACAAUUUUGUUUUUUAAAAUAUUUAGUGGGAGAGGUAGGGGAAUAGUGGAUAGACAGCUGGUCUCAAAGAUGGGAGACCUGGAAUUCAGUUCCCUGCCCCUGUUACAUACUAGCUUAGACAAGUCUCUCACCCUCUCAGGGCCCUAGGCAACAACUAUCUAAGAUUAUAAUUUUCAGAAAAGGAGCCAAUUUGUACAGGGUGAAGUUCCUUGCUAGGAGUUCCCUAUACUGAUAAAAUCACAGUUCAGUCCAAAAACAAAACAAAAAACAAAUCCCAAAACAAAGCCUUGGUAGAACUUCAUGUAUAACUUGGAACUCUGUAAUGGUUUUACACGAAUUUAUUUUAGUUAAUCAUACCUAGACAUACAGUCUCUGUGGAAUUGUUUUCUCCUGGGACCCUAGGGGUUUCUGCAUCCACUUUUAUGACUUUCAGACAGUCGUGGGAGCAGGCAGACACAUGGGUUAACCUCAGAAGUUCAAUGUCCUGACUAUUAUGUAAAUGUUUUGCAUAACUACACAUGUAUAACCUAUAUCAAAUU
Trichosurus vulpecula (common brushtail) is the source of this 4500-nucleotide messenger RNA. RefSeq names its product caspase 10 (gene CASP10). NCBI's taxonomy places the organism in Eukaryota, Metazoa, Chordata, Mammalia, Diprotodontia, Phalangeridae. Bases 404 to 1810 code for a protein of 468 amino acids. Gene Ontology annotation, biological process: proteolysis; negative regulation of extrinsic apoptotic signaling pathway via death domain receptors. The transcript is spliced from 9 exons. The record is from RefSeq and is a predicted model, not a curated record. Gene Ontology annotation, molecular function: cysteine-type endopeptidase activity; protein binding.